Molecule: messenger RNA, 246 nt
Organism: Alternaria conjuncta
Lineage: Eukaryota; Fungi; Ascomycota; Dothideomycetes; Pleosporales; Pleosporaceae
Exons: 2
Coding region: 1-246 (81 amino acids)
Source: RefSeq, a predicted model, not a curated record
AUGACCGUCAACACCUAUUUCCCGGAUGCUAAACUCCAACAGGCCGAAAAGGCACAAUACAUCCAAGCGCUUCGAUCUCACCAGUUCAAUACCAUCGUUGAACUCGUCCGUGUCGAGCAGGCUUUUGCAAAGCUCGGUACACCGGACUGCAGUGAGCCGAUGACGGCGGCUUGGAAGUACUACGUCGAGUCGCAUGGCCUGUUGACCGAACUUCGUGGAUUGACUAGGAACUAUCCUUUCAGGUAA